This is a messenger RNA of Myotis davidii, 2381 nucleotides long. RefSeq names its product zinc finger, B-box domain containing (gene ZBBX). Gene Ontology annotation, cellular component: motile cilium. The record is from RefSeq and is a predicted model, not a curated record. Lineage: Eukaryota; Metazoa; Chordata; Mammalia; Chiroptera; Vespertilionidae. The coding region runs from base 44 to 2287 and encodes 747 amino acids. Gene Ontology annotation, molecular function: zinc ion binding. The transcript is spliced from 18 exons. Gene Ontology annotation, biological process: cilium movement.
CCACAAAUAACAAUAAUUUCUAGAAAAUAUUAAGACAGUUAUCAUGAACAGCAAAGACUUUGUAGUUCUUCCAUGGGGAAAACCUGGACAUUCUGUGAAGCUAAAAUAUAAAAAUGUCCGAGAACUGAAGAUGGAGAAAGUGCAGUUAGAGUUGGAGAACCAUGAGCUGGAAAAGAAACUGCAAGAGUUCCAAUCAACAAGGAGCAAAGACAGAGAAGAAAGAGAUUCAGUUCUGGUUUCAAAGCCAGUGAGACAAGCUCUUAAUUAUCAAAUAGCAAAUUUUUCUGAAAGAGAGAAGCCCAAGAUAAGAGGGAAGGUUUGUGGGCAGUGUGAGAACAAAGCCGCUCUGCUGGUAUGUCUUGAGUGUGGAGAAGAUUACUGUUCAGGAUGCUUCGCUAAAAUUCACCAGAAGGGGGCACUGAGGUUCCAUAGAACAACUCUUUUGCAGGCAAAAUCUCAAAUAUUAUCCAAUGUAUUGGAUGUUGCCCAUGGGUUUAUAAAGGAAGUUAAUCCAGAUAAACCCAAAGGGGAGAAUCGCUCUCCAAAAGAGAUUAGUAAGAGUCAGCAUCUACCCAAACCUCCUCUGCUGAAGGAGAGCAGCUCCCAGAUGGAAGUUUCAACAACACAAAAAGGCGAGUGUAUAAACCCGAGAGAUAGGCUCUUGUGUGAAGGGUCAUUCGAUGAAGAAGCUUCUGCCCAGUCCUUUCAGGAAGUUUUAAAUGAAUGGAGAACUGGACAUCAUAAUGACAAUGGAGAGCAGAACUUGCCUGCAGCAAAGCCAGACUCAUUGGAAGAAUGUGAGGUACAAACCAAUCUGAAAAUUUGGAGAGAACCACUUCAUAUUGAAUUUAAAGAAGACAGUAUAUCCUAUAUGGAAAAAUUAUGGCUUAAAAAACACAGAAGAACUCCACGGGAGCAACUUCAAAAUAUGCCACCAGCUAUAUUCAUACCUCAGUGUACAACCAUUAAUGAGUCACAACGUUCUCAAAGUGAAAGUGAUGAAGAUAAUGAUGUUGAGGAGACUGAAGUACAAUGCCCAGCUCUUUUCCUGCCAGUGGAAGAAUUAAAAACAGAGAGACCUGAAACAUCUGUAGAAAUAGUUGAACUGGAUGAUACUUACGAAGAAGAAUUUGAAGAACAAGGAAAGGUCGUGCCUUACAAAGUCGAAUUAGCUGAUGCAGUUAGUCAACAAAGUUGCGCAUUUUAUGAUUAUCAGAAUACUUUUCCAUAUAAAAAUGAUAUCCAUCAGCAUCAUGCUUUCACCAAUGGAAAAACAGACCUCUUACAUCUUCAUCUAAGCAACAGCCCUUCUUAUUGUGAAGAUAACUCAAAAGCAGGAACUUCAAAUAAAAAAUUUGGCAACAAUGUGGAUCCUGAUGUAUAUUCUUCUGCUGUUGAAAAAUUAGGGGAGAGCAGCUUUUCUGAAAGACAUUUCAAAGAGAAAAGUAUAAUCGAUAUGGAAUGUAAUCAAACUCUGAAUAAUUCCUGCAUAUCAUUUGCAAACAAGGAUUCUUUUCCAACAGUAGAUUUAGAAACACCUUCCAUGAAGGAGAAAUUGUCUGAAGACAUCAAAGAAUCCUUGGAAUUUAGCAACUUUCUGGAGCGGCCAAACUUGGAAGAUUCAAAAACUACAGAGUCACCACUGAAACAUCGAGACAGAGACUGGAUCCCAGACCAGAGCAUAAGUCCUAACAGUGCAGUUGCUUCGGGUGCUGUGCAGAGUGGCCAGAACCCAUCAUCAAGUAGAACACAGCAAAAGAUAGGCAAGACAUCACAGAGACCUUCAACAGCAAAUUUACCACUUUCCACCUCUGUUAAAAUAAGUUCCAACUAUAAUUUCUCCUUCCAUCCUCCACCAAGAAGUGCCCCAGCUCAAUCUUUUUCUAGAGCUGCUUCUGAAAUUUCAGAAAUUGAGCACAUUGAUAUUACUGACCACAAUGAGCCUUUUUCAGACAACACUGCUGACCAACAAGCCUUCGACAGUCUGGAAAAGGAAUUGAAUGGGCUGAGAAAUCUUGCAGAUCCUUCGGAAAAAAGUUACAGCCUAAUCUCAGAAGAGUCACCAGCCUUCAACAAUGAUUCGCUGAACUUAAGUCAGGCUACCCUAGAUUUCUUUCAGACCUCACAUUCCAGGGACCCUUGUGGAAUUAAGGAACUGAGCUUUUCUGUAAAAGAUACUGAGAUUCAGUCUUUCCUGACACUUUCUGAAAACAGAAAGGACGAGGAGGAGAAGGACUUUCUUGACAAGCAACAUGUCAUCACACUACCAUGGCCGAAGAGCACCUAAGGGCCAUUUGUUCUUCACUUUUUACUUUUUGUACCCAAAGUAAUUGGAAAAAAAGUUAACAACUAAUAAAAGUAACCAAGAAAUUACUUCUCUA